AUGCCACGGAAGUCACCACCCUAUAAAUCCGGUCUGCCCUACUUCAAACGCGACUGCGAAGCCUACUUCCCCAUCAAUGCCUUGACCGUCACAUGGAGCCGCGCCGAGCAAAACAACACGGUCAAUACAUUAUGGUAUGAUAACCCGUUCAAUGCGAGCGACGUCACGUUCGUGCGCGCAAAUAAGAGUAUGCCGCCGUAUCGUGAUGGGUUGGGAGGGUCGGAGCCAGCGUGGGUGAAUGCUCCAGCAGGAUUCGGCGCGCUUGCGAUGACUGUGCCACCGCCCGUUGCGGUCGUUGCUGGGCCUAUUGUAGCGCCUGUCCAUGCUGUUACAAUCCCGCCACAGCGGCCGGUGAACCGAUAUCCCUUCGACUUCUGGCCACCUAAGCCGUGGGACGCGGAGCCAGAUGACGCGACUUUAGGCAUGACCAUAAAAGCCAUCAAGUCUAAAGAAGAGCCCGAGAACGGUGAAAAGUGGAUGGAUGAUACCCAUGAUCCAUAUGGCGACGGAAGAAGGUGGAUAGGCGGGAAGUUUCUAGGUGCAGGCACUUUUGGAUGUGCAGGGUACAGAUUGAUAAUGCAGCAGCGCCGCUUCAAACUGUACCUGGACUUCUGUGAAGGUGGCGAUUUAUUCCAGGGAUUGAAAGAGCACUUUGACCGAUGGAAAAGAGGACAAGCAACGGAUGAAAUUGAGCGCCUCAAAGUCGUACCAGAGAGCUUGGUCUGGCAUGUUCUGUCGCAGCUUGUUGAUGCAUGCCUGGUACUCCAAACGGGAUCGAAAGAUCCCGCGACUACGGAGUCGGCUUGGUUACCAAUCACGCAUCUCGAUAUCUCGUUGAGCAACAUCUUCUUGGAGCCAGCGGCUGACGAUGCUUACCCAAACUGUGUCUUGAGCGACUUUGGUAUGGCAAUGUAUGCUCUAGAGCAGAGCGAUCCCACGGUGAGACCUACAGACAACCCCCAGGAAUAUGUGCUGGGCCACACCAGUUUCAAGUACCCUCCCGAGCAACAACUUGCACGAGGUACUCCGCCUGACUUAGCACCGUUGAAUGAGAAGACGGAUAUUUGGAGUAUUGGAGCAGCAGUCUGGUAUAUGAUUGCGAAUCGAUCGGUCGCUGGUCCGCAGCGCGAACUGCAUUACUCGGAAGACAUGCCGCAAAACGUGAACAUUGGCGAAGCGGAUCAUGGGCGACUAGACGAGCCCGGGGCGAAACUGUUUGAAGGUUUGGGCUUUCCAGCACUGAGCAAAUACUCGGAAGAGCUGAGGUCGUUGGUUGCGCGCUGCAUGAACUGGGAGCAAGAGCAUCGGCCAGAUCUAGCAACAUUGAGGGCCGAGAUCAAUGCGUAUUUGGCAAGCCACCCGAAAGUAAAGGAUAGCAGAGACUUUGGGCCGCUGAGAAUGUCGAAUCUGGAACAAGGACUGGGUAUUGGAGACAAAUUUGUAAGAAAGAGGCGAAAACCGGUCGCAGGAAAGCAACCCCGUAAAUGGCGAAAGGAAGACGAAGAUAAUAGUGAAAAGUGA
This is a messenger RNA of Alternaria hordeiaustralica, 1521 nucleotides long. RefSeq lists its product as uncharacterized. The transcript has 4 exons. Gene Ontology annotation, molecular function: ATP binding; protein kinase activity. Lineage: Eukaryota; Fungi; Ascomycota; Dothideomycetes; Pleosporales; Pleosporaceae. The coding region runs from base 1 to 1521 and encodes 506 amino acids. Gene Ontology annotation, biological process: protein phosphorylation. The record is from RefSeq and is a predicted model, not a curated record.